AUGUGGCGGCGGCGGCGGCGGGUAGCGCGGGGGGUGGGGGGCGGCGGCGGAGGAGGAGGAGGGCGGUGGCGGCGAGAGUGGCCGUUGGCCGUGCUGGUGCUGGCGCUGUGGCUGCCGGCAGCGAGGUGCCGUGAGUUGUACUCGCCCACUGACCCUUUGGAGCUGCUGGGGACGGGGGCGGAGGGGCAGCUGCUGGGAUCCCCCAGCGCUUGGGCCGUCGAAUUCUUCGCCUCCUGGUGCGGGCACUGCGUCCAUUUCGCGCCCACAUGGCGGGCCCUGGCCCACGAUAUCCGCGAAUGGAGACCUGCAGUGGUGCUGGCAGCCAUCGACUGCGCCGACGAGGCCAACCAGCAAGUGUGCUCUGAUUUUGGGAUAACCGGCUUCCCCACGCUGAAGUUUUUCCGAGCUUUCAGCAGGAAGGCCGAGGAUGGGAUAAGGAUGACCAAAACCAGCACCACCGUGGAGGACCUGCGCCAUGCCAUCAUUACCAACCUCGAGCAGAGCCAGGACAACUGGCCGCCUGCCUGUCCUCCGCUGGAGCCAGCAAGUGCGGAGGAGGUUCGCACCUUCUUCCAGAGGAACAAGGACCAGUACCUGGCACUGAUCUUUGAGAAGAGCAAUUCCUUUGUGGGCAGAGAGGUGGCACUGGACAUGCUGCAGUACGAGAACGUGGCAGUGAGGAGGGUGCUGAACAGUGAGGAAGAGCUUGUGGAGAAGUUUGGUGUCACCACUUUCCCCUCUGGCUACCUGCUCCUCCGCAAUGGCUCCUCCUUCCGUCUGCCUGUGCACAUGGAGGCCCGCUCCUUCUACACCUACUACCUGCGCACGCUCUCGGGUGUCACCCGCGGCUCCUACAAGCUGAACACAACCCUCGGUGCUUCCAACGAGACCAACUCAUCCCACCUGACUCCUGCUGACCGCUCCAAGGUGUACAUGGCUGACCUGGAGUCCACGCUGCACUACUCACUGCGAGUGGAAGCUGUCCGUGCUGCCGCCAUGUCAGGAGCCCAGCUGGCUGCCUUCAAGUGCUAUGUGGGCACGCUGGUGAAGUACUUCCCUGGGCGCCCCUAUGUGCAGGCCUACCUGCAGUCCCUGGACGUCUGGCUGAAGAACUGGACAGAGCCUGAGCUGCCACGCAACGUUUUGAAGGAGGCCAUGAAGAAUAACAGAGAUGCCUCCCGCUCCGCCAUGCUCCCCACCAAUGUGACCUGGGUGGGCUGCCAGGGCAGUGAACGCCACUUCCGUGGCUACCCCUGUGGGCUCUGGACCCUCUUCCAUCUGCUGACUGUCCAGGCUGCCCAGAACGGCCCCAACAAAGAGCUGCCACUGGAGGUGCUGAGCACCAUCCGCUGCUAUGUCCGGAACUUCUUCGGCUGCCAGGAGUGUGCUGAGCACUUUGAAGCCAUGGCAGCCAAGUCCAUGGACCAGGUGGCAAGCCGGGAGGAAGCCGUCCUCUGGCUCUGGUCCCACCACAACGAGGUCAAUGCUCGCCUGGCAGGAGGUGACACGGAGGACCCCAAGUUCCCCAAGCUGCAGUGGCCUCCACCAGAUAUGUGUCCCCAGUGCCACAAGGAGGAGCGGGGGGUGCAUGCCUGGGAUGAGCCGGCCGUGCUCGCCUUUCUCAUGGCACACUUCUCUCCGGCUAACGUCUACUUGGACUACGCCAUGGCUGACCCCGUCCCCGCGGCUGGGGAGGUGGAUGCCAGGCUGGGCACCGAGGGCCCACGAGAGGAGAGGGAGAAGGAUGAGGAAGAGGAGGAGAAGGAGACAGAGGGAGAGGUGAGAGCUGUGGGGCGACAGGGCUCCCCUGAGCCACGGCGCCCCAGCAUCGUGCGUCUGAACCCCAAGCCUCGGGAGGCGAGUGAGGACAUCGUGGACCUGGACUCCUUCAGCGAGCAGCACUUCAAGAGCCAGGCGCUGCGAGCGGCGGCCGGGCGGCGCCGGCGGCUCAGCAAACGGGACACCAUCGCCCUGGCCCGGGAUGCCGCGGCGGGCCGGGAGCGACGCCGGGCUCCCGGGCUCCUGCUCCGGGAGGAGGAGGAGGUGGCUGGGAGGGUCAUUCAGAGGAGCCCCUGGCUGCGGGUGCUCGGCUUGGGCUUCUCCCGCCUGGACAUCAGCCUCUGCGUCGCCCUGUACUUCCUCUCGUCCAUGUGCCUCCUGGGCAUGUACACCUUCUUCCGCCUCCGCACCCGUGCCCGGAAAGGCCGCCUCGGCUUCCCCUUGGCCUGAGUGCUCUGCCCCCAGCGUGGGCUGGCUGCUGAGCCAGGGCACCCCUGGGACAGGGUUUUGUCCCUCAGCGGGAUGGGUUCAUUGCAUUCCCCCCAGGAGCUGCCCCGCUUGCAGCCAUCGCAUCACCCAGGGUGGGAGGUGGAGGAAGGGGGGGGCUCUUCUGGGGAGAAGGAGGUGUCAGAGCACCUCCCUCUCUGGUCCCAGUCGCACAUUUUUAGGGGUGCCAGCAGUGGUACCCAGCUGCUCUUGGGAGCUCUCCAGAACUGGAUUGAUUUCUAACUAGAAGGCCUAGUUCCCUGCUGGGGAGCACCCCUUUGGGAUCACACCACUAGCAGGGCCAGGAGUGUGGGGUUUUAGCCCCCUCCAAAAGUGGGCAGUGCUGGGCAGGGGGUGGCAGUUGUGGGUUCAGCUGCAUUUGUGUGUGUGUCUCUACCUUUCAUUGCCCCCUCCCCAUGCUGUUGCUCGCUCUCUGCUUGUCUUAGUGGAAUAAAUUAUUUUUGCUGUGUAGGCUGUUCCCUGGCAUGUAGGCACAGCCUCCCUUCCCUGCUGUCCCCCCACCCCUGACUGCCCCCCACUCUGGUCUCCUGCGUCACUCUGAGAUGAGUGCUGCCUUGGUUUAAAUCUUUUGAGUGGUGGUUGUUGUGCGUUUUCUCCUGCUUUUUUGCUGCUGGAUGCACUCGGGGCCAUUCAGUCGGCAUGGCCCCAGGGUUGGGGUGGGUCAUGGUUUGGUCUUAAGCGGAGUGCUGCGGGAGAGAGCCUGCCGGAAAAAAAGUCGGCAUAAGGCAAGGAGCUGCAGGUUGGUGCUGGCCGUGUGCGUGGUCCGGAGCAGAGAGAGACACAUGGGAGCAUCCCCCCGGGGACUGGGACCACCACAGGCGCCUGUCCCCGAUUCUCUCUGCCCUUUUAUCCUUGUUAGGAAUCAUUAAGGAAAAUGGUUGUUUUGCAGAGCCGGGUCCGGGGCCAUCUGCUCUCCCGGCGCUGCCUAAAUCCCCCUGUAACAAAUUCAUUGGGAUUACGCUGCCCUCCCCUAAUCCCGGCCCCUCCCCCUGCGCGGGGGAUUUAAAAGGAUUAGGGCCCGUCCGAUAAUAAACUUUAUUAAAGGGGAGGGGGGGUGUCAAUCCGAUUUGGAGCCUCUUUCUUGAUAUCUUCACUUUGCCCAGGUGGGAGGCGAGGGCUGAUGGGGAUGAGGAAGGAGGACAGCUGGCUCUGCUGCUCCCUCAGGCACCGGCAGCUCUGGCUUCGUCAGCCUUUCGUCCCUCACCUGCCCUUGGAAUAAAUUUUACUGUUUCCUCUUUC
Pogoniulus pusillus (Red-fronted tinkerbird) is the source of this 3525-nucleotide messenger RNA. It is a transcript of the gene QSOX1, whose product is annotated as quiescin sulfhydryl oxidase 1. Gene Ontology annotation, molecular function: protein disulfide isomerase activity; flavin-dependent sulfhydryl oxidase activity. The coding region runs from base 1 to 2229 and encodes 742 amino acids. The transcript has 12 exons. NCBI's taxonomy places the organism in Eukaryota, Metazoa, Chordata, Aves, Piciformes, Lybiidae. The record is from RefSeq and is a predicted model, not a curated record. Gene Ontology annotation, cellular component: Golgi membrane. Gene Ontology annotation, biological process: protein folding.